AUGGCUUCUGACACCAAAAAGCUCACGAUGCAACUCGACGCCGUCCUCCACGGAGCCCAGGCCAUGCAACUGAGAUACCUUCCGACACGUCUCAAAACUGUGCCGCUGGUCAGCCUUCUUACCACAGGCGUGGGUUUGAUUGCGGGCUUCUGCGUUCUUUACAUGGUCGUCACCUCAAUCACAGCAUGGUACAGGCUUCGACAUUUCCCAGGACCCUCGAGCGCCGGCUUCUCUUAUAUUUGGCUGGCAUUGAUGUCCAUUUCUGGCAAGUCAUACAAGACACAAAUGGAAUUGAACCGCAAGUACGGCCACCUUGCUCGUGUCGGUCCUAAUGAAUUGAUCACCGAUGAUCCCGAUUUGAUCAAACUCAUGGGCUCGGCUCGAUCAAGUUGGGCACGAUCAAACUGGUACAACAGCGGACGCGUCCACCCUGCGGAUGACACCAUCCUCAACGUGGUCGAUACGGCUACCCACGACAAACUCCGGCACAGCUUGAUCCCAGGUUACAGUGGCCGUGACAACGCGCUCGAACAUGACGUGGACGGUCAGCUUGUCAAUCUCAUCAGAGCCAUUCGCCGAAAAUACAUUUCAACCGCCACGGAAUGCCGCCCGCUAGAUUUCGUCAAGCUGUCGCAAUACUUCACUGUCGACACCAUGACACAAAUUUCAUUCGGCCAGCCAUUCGGUUGUCUAGAUGCUGACGACGAUAGAAAUGAGCUUCUGGAAACCGUGGAAAGAAUUGUAGUCUGGGGUGAGAUUACCGCCAAUGUGCCGUGGAUGCAGACACUCCUAUCGUAUGGUCUCAUAUUCUAUACUCUUGCCUAUCCUCUGGCAAGAGAUGUUGGAGCUUUUAAUAAACUUGCGGAACGAAUCGUGGCAGAGCGCUGGAACACAAAGUCAAAAUCACAGCGGCACAAAGACAUGCUCGCUAGCUUCAUGAAUCACGGGUUUUCGCAAAGAAUGUGCGAGCUGCAAGUUCCUGUGCAGCUCACCGCAGGCACUGAGACAACAGCCACCGCCAUUCGAUCCACUCUUCUUCACCUGCUCACAUCGCCAAGGGCCUAUGCGAAACUCCAAAAUGAAAUCGACCAAGCCAUCGCCAAUGGCGGGCUGUCCACCCCCAUCAGCUUCCGCGAAGCCAAAGAUCUACCAUAUGUUUCGGCUGUUGUCUAUGAAGGGCUGCGGAUUCACCCACCCUUCAGUGGUCAGUUGAUGAAAGAAGUGCCACCCGAGGGCAUUACUUAUACAGAUGGCCGCUUUAUUCCCGGCGGCACUUAUAUUGGACACAACACUUGGUCAGCCAUGCGUGACAAAUCGAUCUUUGGCGACGACGCCGACAUGUUUCGACCAGAACGCUUUAUUGAGGCUAGUCCCGAGGCCCGGGCGAACAUGCGAUCCACCGUGGACUUGGUAUUCGGCUACGGCCGCUGGCAGUGUAUGGGUCGACCAAUAUCAAUGAUGGAACUCCAUAAAGUUUUUGUCGAGUUGCUGCGAAACUUCGACAUCCAGAUCAUGUACCCACACAGUCCCAUAAAGACAUUCAACGUCAACUUGUUCUUGCAAAGCGACAUGUGGGUUCGUGUAACCGAGCGUACUCCAGGCUCCUCAGGGCCAGAAGUGCCAUCCAAGGGAGUCGAAGAGCAGGUUUCAGCUUAG
Messenger RNA from Cladophialophora psammophila CBS 110553, 1656 nucleotides. RefSeq lists its product as uncharacterized. Lineage: Eukaryota; Fungi; Ascomycota; Eurotiomycetes; Chaetothyriales; Herpotrichiellaceae. The record is from RefSeq and is a predicted model, not a curated record. The transcript has 5 exons. Gene Ontology annotation, molecular function: iron ion binding; heme binding; monooxygenase activity. Bases 1 to 1656 code for a protein of 551 amino acids.